Molecule: messenger RNA, 831 nt
Organism: Hydractinia symbiolongicarpus
Lineage: Eukaryota; Metazoa; Cnidaria; Hydrozoa; Anthoathecata; Hydractiniidae
Exons: 1
Coding region: 1-831 (276 amino acids)
Biological process (GO): DNA replication
Molecular function (GO): nucleotide binding; DNA binding; DNA-directed DNA polymerase activity
Source: RefSeq, a predicted model, not a curated record
AUGAUCCACAGGGUUGAAAAAUUGAUCCCAAAUCUCUCACAUAAAAAAAGGCAUGUGGUACAUAUCGCAGCCUUACAUCAAGCCUUGAAAUAUGGCCUCGAGCUUAAAAAAGUACACCGUGCUAUUCAGUUUGAGCAGUCGCCAUGGCUUAAGCCAUACAUUGAGAAGAAUACGGCUCCGAGAACUGCCGCUAAAAAUGAUUUUGAAAAAGAUUUAUACAAGCUCCUCAACAAUUCAGUAUUUGGGAAGACCAUGGAAAACAUACGCAAUCACCGCAACAUCAAGCUAGUCACGAACGAAGCCGCCUAUUCAAAACUCGUUAUGCAACCAAACUUUAAAGGCGGGAAAUACUUCAGCAAAAAUCUCAUGAGUAUGGAAAUGGGUAGAAUGGGUAUUAGGAUGAACAAACCGAUCUAUGUUGGAGCAGCAAUACUGGAUCGAUCGAAGAUGGUAAUGUACGAGUUCCACUAUGAUUACAUGCAGCCAAAAUAUUGUACCAAACAGCGUAUCUGUUACACUGAUACAGAUUCUUUUGUGUACCACAUAAGACCCGAGCAUUUCUACCGAGAAAUUUCCGAUGAUGUUCAGGAACACUUCGAUACCUCAGGAUAUUCAAAGGAUGAUAAUCGCCCACUCCCCAUCGGCAAAAAUAAAAAAGUGGUCGGAUUAAUGAAAGAUGAGCUCGGUGGCAAAAUUAUGACGCAUUUCAUAACCCUUAGGCCUAAGGCAUAUGCAUACAAAGCCUUAACUAAAGACGGCAGCGAUAGAAAGGCCAAGGGCGUGAAGAGGGCCGUGACCAAAAAAUGUAUCACCUUCGAAGAUUAUCAAUGA